CUGCGGCAGCUACAAAUCCUGGGAGUGAGAACUAAGGGUGCAAAACGGGGUCACUUACUCGCGGUGGGCACGGGGCCCUGACAGCCUUUUCGCGGAGGGACAGCGCCCUAGUAGCUGUGCCGCGGUGGGCCUUGGGUCCACUCAGACCACCGGGACUGCGCAGUGGCCCAGGAGCUGGAAGGAAGGCUCGCUUCCGGCGUCAUGGCUCAAAGGGCCUUCCCGAAUCCUUAUGCCGAUUUUAACAAAUCCCUGGCCGAAGGCUACUUUGAUUCUGCCGGGAGGCUGACUCCUGAGUUCUCACAACGCUUAAACAAUAAGAUUCGAGAGCUGCUUCAGCAAAUGGAGCGGGGCCUAAAGUCAGCAGACCCUCGGGAUAGCACCGUUUACACUGGCUGGGCAGGUAUCGCUCUGCUUUACUCACAUCUCUAUGAUGUGUUCGGGGACCCCGCUUACCUCCAGAUGGCACAUGGCUAUGUAAAGCAAAGUCUGGACAGUCUGAGCAAGCGUUCCAUCACCUUCCUCUGCGGGGACGCAGGCCCCCUGGCUGUGGGUGCUGUAGUGUGCCACAAGAUGAACAAUGAGAAGCAGGCAGAAGACUGCAUCACCCGGCUAAUUCACAUAAAUAAGAUUGACCUCCAUGCUCCAGACGAACUGCUCUAUGGACGAAUGGGCUACGUCUAUGCUCUUCUCUUUGUGAAUAAGAACUUCGGCGUGGAAAAGAUUCCUCAAAGCCAUAUUCAGCAGAUUUGUGAAACAGUCUUAACCUCUGGAGAAACCCUAGCCAGAAAGAGAAACUUCACAGCAAAGACUCCACUGAUGUAUGAGUGGUACCAAGAAUAUUACGUGGGGGCCGCUCAUGGCCUGGCAGGAAUUUAUUACUACCUGAUGCAGCCCAGCCUUCAAGUGAACCAUGUGAAGUUACAAAAUUUGGUCAAGCCCAGUGUAGAUUAUGUCUGCCAGCUGAAAUUUCCUUCCGGCAAUUAUCCUCCUUGUGUGGAUGAUAAUCGAGAUCUUCUAGUCCAUUGGUGUCACGGGUCACCUGGAGUGAUCUACAUGCUCAUCCAGGCCUAUAAGGCGUUCCGGGAGGAACGGUAUCUCAACGACGCCUGCCAGUGUGGUGACCUGAUCUGGCAGCGCGGGCUGCUGAGGAAGGGGUACGGGCUGUGCCAUGGCACUGCGGGGAACGCCUAUGCCUUUCUCACGCUCUAUAACCUCACGCAGGACAAGAAGUACCUAUACAGGGCCUGUAAGUUUGCUGAGUGGUGCUUAGAUUACGGAGAACAUGGUUGCAGGACGCCGGACACCCCCUUCUCCCUCUUCGAAGGAAUGGCUGGAACAAUCUAUUUCCUGGCUGACCUCCUCGUGCCCACAAAAGCCAGGUUCCCUGCGUUUGAGCUAUAAAAGGAAAGCCUGCCCCCUGCAACUCACUGCAUGACCCUUUCUGUAUAUCAGCCCUGGCCUGAGUGCUUCCAUUGCUUUUCAAGGAAACAGAGUCAAACCAUGUACUCCAUUUACUUGAUUUUUUUUUUUUUUUAGAACUUGUCUUCAGUUCCUUUUGUCUGUCAUUUACUUUUACUUAAAAGUAUCCAAGGAAAUGUUUUAACUUUAACCUCAAUUUCUUCCUAAAGGUAGGAUGAGUGUUAUGUACAGUGUUUUGAGGGCAUAGGGAUAUAUAUUUUUCAGAACUUAGAGGAAAUCUCUUACUUAAGCUUGUUGAAUAUAACUAUCUGUUGCUGUUCAAAAAAUGUUUAAAGGAAACUAAAUGUAGAUAAAGAUAAAUAUAUGGUUAUUGGCGGGUAUUGCCCUCUACCUUUAUAGUAUUUUUCCUCCAGUAGUGCAGACAGUUUUGGCACUGUUUUUCUUUAGGUGGUUCAUUGUGAAGGGGAACAAAAAUAUUAAUUGUAUGCUUCUGAGACAAAAGUUGCAAGAGUUGCAGACUGGUUUAAGGACCUAAAUACUGUUUUUCAAAUUCACAGUACUGGUUUAACUAGCGAUAAAGAUACUUUCAGAUCUGCUUCCUCUUGGUAGUAAAGCAUCCAGGUUCUGUAAGGCAACAUUUUUAUCAAAAAGUUCUAAAAUGCUGUGGUGGUUUUGAAAAUUCUGAUUUGAAGGUUAGUUUCAAGAUAAGCUAACAAAAAGUUUAUUAAUAGUUUUUUUCUAAAA
Messenger RNA from Lontra canadensis (Northern American river otter), 2163 nucleotides. It is a transcript of the gene LANCL1, whose product is annotated as LanC like 1. The transcript has 10 exons. Gene Ontology annotation, biological process: peptide modification; carbohydrate metabolic process. NCBI's taxonomy places the organism in Eukaryota, Metazoa, Chordata, Mammalia, Carnivora, Mustelidae. Gene Ontology annotation, cellular component: plasma membrane. Bases 202 to 1401 code for a protein of 399 amino acids. The record is from RefSeq and is a predicted model, not a curated record.